Molecule: messenger RNA, 2589 nt
Organism: Penicillium canariense
Lineage: Eukaryota; Fungi; Ascomycota; Eurotiomycetes; Eurotiales; Aspergillaceae
Product: glycoside hydrolase family 92 protein
Exons: 5
Coding region: 1-2589 (862 amino acids)
Biological process (GO): carbohydrate metabolic process; protein deglycosylation; glycoprotein catabolic process
Cellular component (GO): cytosol; nucleus
Molecular function (GO): peptide-N4-(N-acetyl-beta-glucosaminyl)asparagine amidase activity; carbohydrate binding
Source: RefSeq, a predicted model, not a curated record
AUGUUGGCACAGCAUCUAAUUCUGUCGCUCUUUGUCGCCAGCAGUCGCGCGCUGACAGCGGCCCAAACCGCGCCAGUCGAGGAGUACGAUGUGCUGCAAUAUGUCGACCCGCUGAUCGGCAGCGCCAACGGAGGCAAUGUCUUCGCGGGUGCUUCAUUACCGUAUGGCAUGGCCAAGGCCGUCGCCGAUACCGAUUCUGUGAACAACCAGGGCGGUUUCGCGUACGAUGGCAGCAAUGUGACGGGCUUCUCGAGCAUGCACGACUCCGGCACUGGUGGGAGUCCUUCUCUCGGCAAUUUCCCUCUUUUCCCCUAUGCGCAAUGCAAAGACGAUGAGGUGAAUGGCUGCGCCUAUCCGAAGAGAUCUCGGGCUACACCCUAUACUCCGGGCUCAGUGCAGGCCCGCCCCGGCUACUUCACGCUGUCGCUUAAGUCGGGGGUUCAUGUUGAAAUGACAACCGCUCAGCAUACAUCCCUGUUUCGAUUUAAUUUCCCCGAAGAUAGCAAGCCGCUGAUCAUGCUGGAUCUUUCGGAUCUGUCCAACUCCCGGCAAGACAAUGCAUCUAUCUCAAUUGAUCAUACCAGCGGCCGCAUGACCGGUAGCGGCAAGUUCCUGCCCAGCUUCGGUAGUGGAGCAUAUACGCUCCACUUCUGUGCCGAUUUCCAAAGCUCUGGCGCGUUGCGGGAUAGUGGGAUUUUUGUCGAUGCGCGCGCCAGCGCGGACGUCCAUGAUCUGACCAUUUCCCGAAGUAUCAAUGGAUAUCCACUUCCGGGUGGUGGUUUUGUUCGACAUGAGACUCCUCCAGAUGGAAGAGUCCAAGCCCGCGUGGGUGUAAGCUUCAUCAGCCCCGAGCAAGCGUGCUCUCACGCGGAAGCCGAGAUUGGUGAUUUCGAUUUUGAGUCUACACGCCAGGCCGCUGUUGAUCAAUGGACUGAGAAGCUCCGUCCAAUUCGUGUCUCACGAAAUGGUGUAACGGCAUCGGCACUCACUAACUUUUAUAGCGGUAUCUACCGAACCAUGGUCAACCCCCAGAACUAUACGGGCGAAAAUCCGUUAUGGACCAGCUCCGAGCCAUACUUUGACUCUUUCUACUGGUUUGUGAGCAACUCCGGAGCCCAUCUGUAUGCACUAACAACGAUCAGCCUCUGGGAUUCUUUCCGCUCCCAGAUUCCCUUCCUCAUAAUCUUUGACCCUCGCGCAGUCGCCCAGAUGGUGCGCUCUCUUAUUGACACCCAGCGCCACUUAGGAUGGUUACCAGACUGCCGCAUGUCUCUAUGCAAGGGGUUCACGCAAGGCGGCUCAAAUGCCGAUAAUAUCCUGGUUGAUGCUUAUGUCAAAGGUCUGAAUGACGGAAUUGACUGGGAAGCAGGUUAUGCAGCAGUUCAGAAGGAUGCCGAAGAGGAACCAUAUGAUUGGUCCAACGAGGGCCGUGGAGGUCUCCGAAGCUGGAAAGAACUGCACUACAUACCCGUGGAAGACUUUGACUACUGGGGCUUUGGCACGAUGACACGCAGUAUUUCACGCACGCUUGAAUAUUCAUACAACGACUUCGCUAUUGCUCAAAUGGCGCGUGGCCUCAACAAGACUGAUGACGCUGAGAAAUACGAGAAAAAUUCAGAGUCUUGGAAGAACUUAUUCAAGGAGGACCAAACCUCACUUGUCAAUGGCACAGACACUGGAUUUACUGGUUUCUUCCAGCCCAGAUACUUAAAUGAAACCUGGGGACAUCAGGAUCCUCUCAUGUGCUCAAACAUUGAUAACAACGGAAGCAUUUGCUCUCUGCAAAACACUGCUGGAGAGACUUUCGAGUCCAGUAUCUGGGAAUAUCAAUUCUUCGUACCUCACGACAUGGCCGCUCUCAUUCCCAUGCUUGGUGGCACCUCCGACUUUGUCAAGCGCCUUGACUACCUGCACGACCAGAACAUUACCUAUAUUGGUAACGAACCAGCUUUCUUGACUGUCUUCCAAUAUCAUUACGCUGGCCGUCCCGCUAAAUCCACCGCCCGGGUUCGCACCUACAUUCCGGAUUAUUUCUCUCCCACACCAGCAGGGCUUCCCGGCAAUGACGACUCUGGUGCCAUGGGCUCGUUCGUUGCAAUGUCCAUGAUGGGUCUUUUCCCGAACCCAGGACAAAGCGUUUACUUAAUUACUGUCCCUUUCUUUGAAUCUGUGAGCAUUGUAUCGCCUCUUACAGGCAAUACAGCCACCGUGAGCGUUUCGAACUGGAGCAAUUUCAACUCACUCAACAACACCGGGAGCGCUGGGUUUAUCCAGUCGGCUACUCUAAAUGGCAAGCCAUAUACCCGAAAUUGGAUCGGCCAUGACUUCUUCACCGAGGGGCAGGACCUAGUGCUUGUUCUGGGUAGUAACGAAAGUACCUGGGGCACUGCACCCGAUGAUCUGCCACCUUCCCUGUCGGACGGUACAUCGUCGACCAUGCACAGACGUUCAUUUGGUGGUAUAGUUGAAAAUUUGAGUGAACCUGAGCUGCCCCUUGUCAGCAUCCGAGGAAAUUAUGCGAAGCAUGCUGUGCACUUGGAUCAUCACGCUCGCUUUGCGAGAGAACCCCAUUGGCAGAAAGGAUGGUAA